Ilex paraguariensis (yerba mate) is the source of this 426-nucleotide messenger RNA. NCBI's taxonomy places the organism in Eukaryota, Viridiplantae, Streptophyta, Magnoliopsida, Aquifoliales, Aquifoliaceae. The record is from the annotation of a GenBank genome assembly.
AUGGAUUUUCAUCGGUACCUUAGGACGCUAGAGGAGGUGGUCAUUUGUGUUAUUUCCUCAACAUUUUCGAUCAAGGCUUCCCGACUAGAGGGUUUAACUGGUGUUUGGGUUGAUGAGAAACUCGCAGCUGUUGAGAUACGAGUAUCACAGUGGAUAGCAUAUCACGGCUUAGCACUGAAUGUCACCACAGAUCUAACACCCUUUCAAUGGAUAGUCCCAUGUGGGAUACAUGAUCGUCGAGUUGGAAGCAUAAAAGGGUUACUGGGAGAAUCUUUAUCAUCUGAUGGGCAUGGAACAACAUAUAUUCGCCAUGGCGAUGAUAACCUUUUGAUUGAUAUCACCCUCAUAUCUUUGGUCAAGGAGUUCUGUGAAGUUUUCGAAGUUGAACUCUGGCAGAAACCUAUACCUAUGUUGGAGUUAUUAUAG